UUCCACAACACAGGGCGUUGCAACCUCUUCUUGGAGGCAUCAAUUUGGAAAAUGAACAAGUAUACUUUUUUAUAUAUCCUGUGCAUUUUGUGUAUGGUUCGUUUAGCUACACCAUUCAAAGCAGAGCGGAGUUCCCAAGACAACUUAAUCACUAGCAAAUUGCGCACCAAAAGGCAGAGUUGUCAAGAUGGCACUUACCAGCAUGAGGGAAUGGCCUGCUGUCUCUGUGCUGCUGGCCAACAUCUGAAGAGCCACUGCAGUGUGAGGCCAGAGGAUAGGACCUGUGUUUACUGUGAGGCAGACAGGACCUACAACAGUGACCCCAACUCCCUGGACUCCUGUGAGCCCUGCACUUCCUGCGACCCUAAAGUCAAUCUGGAGAUGGAGAAAAAAUGCACCAUCUUCAGGGACUCAGUAUGUCGAUGCCAGCAGGGCCACUACUGUAACAAGGGGAAGGAGCACUGCAGGGCCUGCUACCCGUGUACCACAUGCGGGGAUGAGGGCAUCAAGGUAGCCUGUAGCGCCACUAACAACACCAUAUGCCAUGCCGUCAAAGAACAAGGAGGAAGCACUUUGGCAGCAGUAGUUGUCCUGAUUGCUGUUCUUCUUGUCGCUUUGUUUGUGCCUAUUUACCUGUGGCGAAAGAAGAAAUAUUGUUUUGGGCCAAAUGGUGGUUCGACCGAACUGCCCAACCGGAGUUCAGAGGUAGCGGAGGAAAUGCAUCCACUUAGAGGUGUUGACCUCAGGCCACACCUCCCAGAAAUCGCUAACACCUUGGGGUGGAAGGACAUGAAACAGGUGGCCGAGGGCAGCGGGAUGAAACAUACCGCCAUAGAAUGCCACCAGCUGGACUUUCCCAAUGACUCCCAGCAGCAGUGCUCCAGCCUACUGAGGGCCUGGGUGGAAAAGGAGGGGAUGGCCACAGCCUCUGAGAAACUGGUCAAUACUCUACACCGCAUGAAGAAAAAGGCCAAGGCAGAGGAUAUCAAGGCUAUCAUCAGCAGCAAGGAGCAUGGCGUCACAGGGGAGAACUCAGGGUUAGAACAGGUGUAGAUACUGUAUAUACAGUAAGGUCAGUGGUACUGUCCCUGCGAGUAUUGGCGUGGUGUCUAUUUAAAAUAUAUUUUGAUUUGUUUAACACUUUUUUGGUUACUA
Messenger RNA from Coregonus clupeaformis (lake whitefish), 1155 nucleotides. RefSeq names its product tumor necrosis factor receptor superfamily member 6. Gene Ontology annotation, molecular function: tumor necrosis factor receptor activity; protein binding. Gene Ontology annotation, biological process: motor neuron apoptotic process; negative regulation of apoptotic process; necroptotic signaling pathway. The record is from RefSeq and is a predicted model, not a curated record. Gene Ontology annotation, cellular component: membrane raft; CD95 death-inducing signaling complex; external side of plasma membrane. The transcript has 9 exons. Lineage: Eukaryota; Metazoa; Chordata; Actinopteri; Salmoniformes; Salmonidae. Bases 52 to 1053 code for a protein of 333 amino acids.